AAUGUUUUGGGCCAAGUGCUGCUCUAUUACAUUGGGCUUGCAGCUCAAAACUACAUAGGACUGCGUAUUACAGGCAAGCCAUAGGUAGCAUUGGGCUCCUUGUGCUUUCUCUGCUUUUAUACAAAAGAAAGAGCCGAAACCGGGUCAAUCCAAAAUGUUCUAGACGCUACUGGAUUUUAACACCUCUCUUCAUUUCUUCCUUCUUCAAACCUUCUCACACUGUCCUAACAGUCCUCUGAAACUACAACAAGCACUUGUUAUUUUCGCCACCGCAAGCACGCGGCGGUAAUCAUGUUUGGCGUACUGUUUCCUAACCGUAGCUUCCCGAUGGACAUUUCUACCUUCUCUCAAAUCGACACCUUCCACUGGAUCCUUGACAUGAACACUUUUGUAGGUGAAGCGUACGAUCAAAUCCGCGAAAUCUGCAUAUUUCUCCUGAAUAACUUCACUCUCCCACCCGACAAAGCCCUAGCCGUUUACGUUCAAUCCCCUGGCUCUCCCUUCCAGUUCUGCGGCGCCGUUACUCUAGCACGCCCCUCUGCUGUUCUCUCUCUUAAUUGGCCCGAUCCUGGUGGCCAAUUGCAACUUAGCGCACCCGAUUCCUCUCCUCUUUCAGCUAAAAUAGGGGUUUCCGUUGAGGACUUGGCGUCACUGCCGUCGUUGGAUGUAGCAGCAGAGAAAAGGAUCGAACGGCUUGCUAUGAAAGUAGGAGAGAAUUUGUUUAAUUAUAUGCAGUCGUUUUGUGGUGUUGAUGGAAGUAGGUUGAUUGUCCCUAUGGACAUUUUAGAUCGCUGGUUUAAGAAGUUUCAAGAGAAGGCUAAACGUGACCCUGAGUACUUGAAGGGCUUCGAUUUGUAAUUUUUUCUUAUUCUGAAUCUCAAGGGAGCAUUGGCCUCAAAGUGUUAUCAUUUGCUUCUACCUCAUUGCCAUGGUAGAAAUUUUAUGUCAGUCAAUGUGGCUGCAGGAGUAUGAUAGGUAGUGCUGACUGCUGAAGCCGUGGUCUGCAUGCGGUAUGCCUGCUUCUGUUAGCCAAUUAACUCUGAAGCCAAGUUUGAAGCCAACCACAUAAUUAACAGUAAGCUUAAUUGUGGACAUGUUGGUUUAUAAUGCAUCCAGAAGAAGCAGGGCUUUUCAUUCUCCGAUCAGAGAUAAUAGAGGCUUCUUAGUAUAAGCCUUCUUUUUCCACUAUCAGCGUACCUGAAUUGGACAGUGUCUUCUUGGCAUAAAAAGAAAAGGACUCUGUUUUACACUCCGGGAAGCCAAGAUAUUACCACUUCUGGAUACUAGUUUUCGUGGGGGGGUUUAGUUGAAGAAGAUCUGGAAUUUUGCUAAAAAGAUUGUAAUCAUGAGAUAGAAUAGUGAAACCAAUGAGCUUUAGCUUAAAUGAUACUGGGAUUCAUUUCCGAGGU
Messenger RNA from Ricinus communis (castor bean), 1409 nucleotides. RefSeq names its product protein OPI10 homolog. Gene Ontology annotation, cellular component: nucleus; cytosol. The record is from RefSeq and is a predicted model, not a curated record. Gene Ontology annotation, molecular function: nuclear import signal receptor activity. Gene Ontology annotation, biological process: protein import into nucleus. NCBI's taxonomy places the organism in Eukaryota, Viridiplantae, Streptophyta, Magnoliopsida, Malpighiales, Euphorbiaceae. Bases 292 to 858 code for a protein of 188 amino acids. The transcript has 3 exons.